Molecule: messenger RNA, 594 nt
Organism: Capsella rubella
Lineage: Eukaryota; Viridiplantae; Streptophyta; Magnoliopsida; Brassicales; Brassicaceae
Exons: 5
Coding region: 184-594 (136 amino acids)
Source: RefSeq, a predicted model, not a curated record
UAGGUUGGCGUAGUUCCAAGUGGUGGCGGGGUAGAAUCAGCUGCUGUAGAUGAACUGACCGCUGCUGUCGCUGAAGGGACCGGUGACGGAGGCAUUGAAAAGAAGUUGUCUGGUGACAAUACCAGCCGAGAGUCACAAGAAACUGCUGCUACCGCUGAAGACGAUGAUGCUGCCGCUAUAGGAAUGGCUGCUGGCACCACUGAAAACCGGCCGUCUGGUGAUACUGUCAGCCAAGAGAUAUCUGAAGAUAUUGGAGCUGAUAAAUCUGUAGAAGCAGCGUUCGAUGACCGUGAGUGUGGGAAGUCAUUUGGCAGUACAGCAGAUAAGUCACCGGACGAUGACCCUUCUGCCAAAGUCUCUGACCAGAUUGCAUGCGGUAUCAUGGAUCCAUCUACCGCUAUUGUGAAGGACAUUGUGCGUGACGAACCCAUUGAAAUUAAUCCUAACACCGUUGUUGUAAGUUUCCGAUUUUUAUCUUAUAACUCAUCUGUUUGCUCACUUUGUAAUGCUUACUUUUCUUUAGAUGUUUUAUUGUUUAUUUUUUCUUUCUCUCAGAUAAUAGAUCAGACAGCCGUUAUCCUCACCCUUAGCUGA